CUACGGACAAAAUGGCGAAUGUGGAGGGAAAAAAAAAAUCUUGGUGUUCAUUGUUUGUUCGGAGAAGGAGAAGAUGGGUUUGUUUAAAGCUGGCGGAUAUGAAAGGGUUGUUGUAUUGAAGGUGGUCGUGCUUUUCCCAAACUGCACGUUAGUUUCAGAAUAAUCUGUGAUGCCGAUUCGCCGAGCAGCCGCAACUCCAACCCAGGAGAAGGCUCCCUCUGCGGCUGCAGAGAAAGAACCAGAAGCCUCUUCUGAGGACUCGCCCCCUGCUGAUGAGGAGCAGGCUGCAUCUUCAGCUGCCCCAGCUGAGGGUGAGGAGGGGGAGACGUCAGGCGAUGGAGAGACCAAGGGGAAAAUGGAGAAGGCAGAAGGUGGAACCUUGCAGUCAAAGGAACAAACCGAAGGCGGGAAUGAACAUAUUGUGAAAUGCCAGGACUGCGCGGCUGGACAGUGCUCAACGCACUGCUAUGUUCUCCUUCUAAGGAUGAAAGAUGGCUUCAAGUAUAAGAAAUCCAAAUCCAAGAAGAUGAAACGGACAAUUCCUGCAUGGGCUAGCGUCACCACAAGCAAAAACAUUCCCGUUACCAACUUUGCAGGCACGCAGAACAAAGUGGAUAGCAUCCUUGUCGAGGCUAUAGGGUCCUCUAAUGAGAGGUCUGGGAUGUCCUUCCAAUCCGUCAUGAAAUAUAUUUUGAAAAAAUACCCUGGGAUGGAGCUUAACAAACAGAAGUUUCGCAUCAAGAAAGCAAUGAAUAAACACUUGGAAAAGGGCACCAUCAAACAGCUAAAGGGUAAAGGCCUUUCAGGAACCUUCGCCAUUGGAAAACAACCUCCCCCAUCUAAGAAAGGUGCUCAGAAACAGGAGCCUCUGGGAGAUGCUCUUCCUCUCAUCAUCACUCGGCUCUGUGAGCCCAAAGAAGCCUCUUACAAUCUGAUCAAGAAGUACCUGGAGCAGCACUUCCCCUGCUUCAACAUUGAAAACAGGCCUGAUCUCCUAAAGACCGCCCUGGUGAGGGCUGUAGAGAAAGGACACCUGGAGCAAAUUACAGGGAAAGGAGCUAGAGGAACCUUCCAGCUGAAGCGAGCUGCCAAAGAGCUGAAAGGCAGCAUGUUGGAAGACGCUAUCACAGUUGCUAUCACAGCUAUGAAUGAGCCCAAAACCUGCAGCACUACAUCUCUGCGCAAAUUUCUCGUAGAUUCCAACAAGGACGUAAAGGAGAACCUGUUGGUGGCCAAUUUGAGGAGGACUCUGACCAAGUGUAAAGUGCUGGGCUGGAUGGAGCAGAUCACUGGUCAUGGUUUCACUGGGACUUACCAGCUCUCGUUUCCAUUUUAUCCAAGUCCUACCACUCUGUAUCCAGACAAGUUUAAAGAUGCUCCAAAAAAAACAGCCGCACGGAAGCAGACUGUUGACCCAUCAGAUGAAGAGGAGGAAGAAUCUGAGGAAGAAGAGUCAGAGGAUGAAGCUCCAGCUCGUAAGAGGAAACCUAAUAAGAGGCCUCCACCCAAGGCUCAGCGCCCUCCACCAACCAAGAAAUCCCGCAGUGUCAGUAAGUCGAAGGCUAAAGGCAGAGGUCGUCCACUGGCAAAUAAGUCUCCUGCCAAGAAAACUGUGACAUCAGAAAGGAACCCAUCUAAGAAGGAAACUACAUCGACGCCUAAAGCAGCACCUGUGAAGAGAGGUGCUCCUUCAAGAAAGUCUAAAACACCAGCUGUUAAAAAGCUAAGCAAAAAAGGGUCUAGGAAACCCCCAUCCAGAGAGUCAUCCCCAGAUGAGCCCAAAGUUGAAAAAGUGACGAUAAAAAGUGGGUCCAAACGAUCAAAACCUGAGGAGUCCUACCCUGAGGAACCUAAAGUUAUAAAGGAGACGUCAAAAAGCGUCUCAAAGCGAUCUAAAGCCGAAGAGCCAUCUCCUAAGGAGCCUGCGGCCAAAAAGCCGGCGACCAAAGGCGGGUCCAAAAAGCCUGUCUCGGAACCGUCACCUCCUGAGAAAGCUGACCUAAAAAAAAAACCGAAAGGCGGCAAACAGUCAGCUCGAAAGUCCAAGAGAGGAAAAUACUGAACCCAUGAGCGCCUUCUAGAAACUGGGCCGUGCUGAACGUUCUGCAGUCUGCAGCUUUGUUUCAAUGCUCUCUAUUUUUACCAUUGUUUUCUCUGUUUUAGAGGGCAGUAGCUUUAGUUUUUUGGGAUUUUUUUAACAGUAAAGUAAGAACAUUAACAAUUAUGUUAGCUGUGCAUUGAGGGUGUGUUGAAGUACUUUUUUUAUUCAUGAUAUGUAGAGCAGCUUGGUUAGUGUUGCUGUUAAAGCUGCCAGCUUGGGAAAGCAUAGCAAAAUUCACCAUCCUGUAACUAAAACCAUGUCUUGACUUUUGUUUGUAUGUGUCUAUCCACUCAAUGCUGGUGGCUCACAUUCCUAAUGCCAAGAAAAGAGAGUUCAGUGUUUUUUUUUUUCGAAGGGGGAAGUGUCUGUAAUUAUUGUUAUUUUUUUUUUUUUAAAGAGGUUGAAGACCUUAGGUGAACAGUGUUGCUGCAUUAUCAAAGAGAGAAAUUUAGACUGUUGUCCAGUAUCUUAAGAUGCCCAUCCUGUUCAGUGUGGCCAGUACAGGAUUGGAAUCUUAAAUCCUUUAUAUCCUUUAUUGUAACCUUUAUACUUUUGGGGGGGAUAUUAUGUUGUCCUCUUAAUAAAUUGAGAAGAAAACAGUAUUGAAGUCACAAAUAAAUAAAUAAAAGAAAUGCCUGUGUAAGCAAGCUUAUACAUUGGUUUUAAUAGCUUCACAGCUAUUACUCAGUCCCAAAUUAAAAACUUGUGUUCAGAAAUGGGAGGAUACCAGCUCAUACAUACCCUGCAUGCAUGUAUUCCUUGUGUUCUGCUUUUUUCCCCAAGUCAUUAAUAAAAUGGCUAUAUUUGUAAA
Messenger RNA from Girardinichthys multiradiatus, 2912 nucleotides. It is a transcript of the gene hp1bp3, whose product is annotated as heterochromatin protein 1, binding protein 3. NCBI's taxonomy places the organism in Eukaryota, Metazoa, Chordata, Actinopteri, Cyprinodontiformes, Goodeidae. Gene Ontology annotation, biological process: nucleosome assembly; heterochromatin organization. The coding region runs from base 170 to 2062 and encodes 630 amino acids. Gene Ontology annotation, molecular function: DNA binding; nucleosome binding. Gene Ontology annotation, cellular component: chromosome; nucleus; nucleosome. The record is from RefSeq and is a predicted model, not a curated record. The transcript is spliced from 13 exons.